UUAACCAAACUAUCAACAGAGUACUGGGUAUAAUAAAUAAUUAAAUUGCGCGAAGGGAGCUGCAGCUGAAUUGCUGAUGUAAGGGGUUCAGUGCAGCAUUUCAUGUCGCAGAGUGGAAGGAAGCCUUGCAAUCUGCCCGGGGUUUAUUGCUAUCUCACACAUGCAAGUCCGACAAAAAAUAUGCUGUCAAUAGUUAAAAACUGCGUGUUAUUUUCAGUUGUGUGCUUGUACAUAGCUACGCCGAUUUCUUUAAAAAGGGUUUCCAGAUGUCCUUCAGCAUGCAGCUGUUCCAAGGAGUCCAUCAUUUGUUUUGGAUCUUCCUAUGUCCCAAGGAUCAUCCCGAACGACAUUAAUUCACUGAGCAUUGUCAACGGGUCCUUCUCCGAGAUCAAGGAGACCAUGUUUGCUCACAUGCCAUCUCUCCAACUCCUACUUCUUAAUUCAAAUUCAGUGAUGACAAUAAGGGACGAUGCAUUUUCUGGCCUUCCACACCUGGAGUACCUGUUCAUUGAGAGUAAUAAGAUAGAGACUGUCUCCAAAUAUUCCUUCAGAGGACUCAGGGACCUGACUCACCUGUCUUUGGCAAACAAUAAAUUAAAAGCGUUACCCAGGGAUUCCUUCAUCGACCUGGACUCAUUGAUAGAGCUUGACCUGCGAGGAAAUGCCUUUGAGUGUGACUGCCGUGCGAAGUGGCUGAUGAUAUGGCUGAAGAGCACCAAUGCCACGGUUUCCGAUGUCAUUUGUGCCGGACCCAAGGACAUGAAGGACAAGCGGCUGAAUGACAUGGCCAGCCUGCACAAUGAAUGCAUCUCCACUGAUUUUAUCCACCAUCAGUCGGUGCCAUCAGAGUCUCUGUCUGUGGACACAUUCUCUUAUAAAAAUGACGUCUAUGUGGCCAUCGCUGCACCCAACACAGAGAGUUGUAUGGUUUUACAGUGGGACCACAUUGAGAUGAACUUCAGGACUUAUGACAAUAUCACAGGCCAGUCAAUCGUUGGGUGCAAAUCGGUCAUCAUCCAGAACCAGGUCUUUGUCAUAGUGGCCCAGCUCUUUGGUGGUUCUCACAUAUACAAGUUUGAUGAAGACCAGAGCAGGUUCAGCAAGUUUCAGGAUAUCGAGGUAUCCAAGAUCUCCAAGCCCAACGACAUUGAAGCCUUCCAGAUUGCUGGCGAGUGGUUCUUUGUAAUUGCCGAUAGCUCAAAGGCGGGGCUCUCCACUCUCUACAAGUGGAACGACAAGGGCUUCUACUCCUAUCAGUCCCUGCAUGAGUGGUUCCGUGACACUGAUGCUGAGUUUGUGGAUCUGGAUGGCAAGUCCCACCUCAUCUUGGCCAGCCGCUCCCAGGUGCCUGUAAUCUACCAGUGGAGCAGAAAUGCCCAGACGUUUGCCCUGCAGGGAGAGAUCCCCAACAUGGAGGAUGUGGUGGCCGUCAAGACCUUCCGAGUCAAGGAGGACCUCUACCUGGCCAUGACGCGCUAUAUAGGUGACUCUAAGGUACUUCGCUGGAGUGGCAAACAGUUUAUGGAGAUCCAAUCCCUGCCCUCACGAGGUGCUAUGAUUCUCCAGCCAUUCUCCUUCAAAGAGCGCCACUAUCUGGCCCUGGGCAGCGACUAUACCUUCUCACAGAUCUACCUGUGGGACGCUGAUAAGAAACUCUUUGAGCGCUUCAAAGAGGUGUACAUCAUGGCGCCACGCUCCUUUACCGUGGUAUCCACCGACCGCCGGGACUUCAUUUUCUCCUCCAGCUUCAAGGGCAAUACGCAGAUCUUUGAGCAUAUCAUCAUCGACUUGAGCUUAUGAGAUAGCCAGGGCUUCAGCCCCUGCAUCUUAUGUCUUCCAUUAUAAACGUUGACAUUUUUGUGGGGGAAAGGAGGGAGAAGGGGCCAAGAGAGGGAGAGGUAACUCAAGCAGCAUUAUCAAAUAUUUUUUCCUAUUAAGCACCUCUUGUGUUUGUAUACCAUUUUUAAAUCUGUCAUGUCCCUACUGUUCUAUUGACUUUUAUACGCACAGGUAAUCUCGGUUAACCCAGAACUAAAAUCUCAAGUCAUUUGGUCACCUCGGUGAUUAAGUUGUGGAUCUAUACGUGGUAGUUCCGGUUUGCAAAGUCUUUCAAAAGGUAACUCUCAGCCAACUCCUUUCCUUUUCCACAAUGUACAUUGCCUUAUCAGCACAGGCAUUUUAGUGUUUUGUUUGUCCUGCUGCUGCGCCACCUAGCUAUGAACAGUGAUCACUCCCAACUGCUUUGUACAUACAGGGAAAAGUCGCAGCAGCACAAACCUUUAAUAACAAUAUUAUGUGACACAGAACCCAUGUGACACAGAACCAGAACUCUAAAACAAUCAUUAGCAGAACACAUGUAUGUUUGUAUUUUGUUUAUAUCGUUCAUAUAAGCAGUUUCACAAAUACAGUGGGGAGAACAAGUAUUUGAUAC
This is a messenger RNA of Salvelinus sp. IW2-2015, 2431 nucleotides long. It is a transcript of the gene lgi2a, whose product is annotated as leucine-rich repeat LGI family, member 2a. The record is from RefSeq and is a predicted model, not a curated record. Gene Ontology annotation, biological process: inhibitory synapse assembly. NCBI's taxonomy places the organism in Eukaryota, Metazoa, Chordata, Actinopteri, Salmoniformes, Salmonidae. Gene Ontology annotation, molecular function: protein binding.